Micropterus dolomieu (smallmouth bass) is the source of this 865-nucleotide messenger RNA. Its product is annotated as transient receptor potential cation channel subfamily M member 6-like. NCBI's taxonomy places the organism in Eukaryota, Metazoa, Chordata, Actinopteri, Centrarchiformes, Centrarchidae. The record is from RefSeq and is a predicted model, not a curated record. The annotation marks the transcript as partial. The transcript has 5 exons. Gene Ontology annotation, molecular function: monoatomic cation channel activity. Gene Ontology annotation, cellular component: apical plasma membrane. Gene Ontology annotation, biological process: monoatomic cation transmembrane transport.
AUAGUUUUGAGCCUUCUUCUGCCCCCUGCCAUCUUGCUACUGGAGUUUAAAAGCAAAGCUGAAAUGUGCCAUGUUCCACAAUUCCAUGAGGCAAUGCUGUUUGGACUGGACUCUGUGAAGUCAGGACCAACCCCUGAGGGAGCUAAUCACGCGGUCAGUCAGGAUGCAGAGCGAGGCCUGUCUUUCCAUGACAAAUGUCUUAGUCCCGUGUCAGAAACUGUAUCUUCUAUGACCAUGCAUUGUCUGUCCUGGGUCAAAAGAAUCUAUGAAUUCUACACAGCUCCUGUUGUCAAGUUCUGGUUUCACACAAUGUCCUACUUGGCCUUUCUGAUGUUAUUUUCGUACGUUGUACUAGUGGAGAUGGGGGAUCAACCCAGUGUUCAGGAGUGGCUGGUCAUAGCUUACAUCUUGUCCACUGCAGUGGAGAAAACCAGAGAGGUACUAAUGUCCGAGCCGAGGAAGCUGAGCCAGAAGCUGAAGAUUUGGUUUUCAGAGUACUGGAAUGUAUCAGAUUUCAUAGCCGUCCUACUCUUCCUGGCUGGACUGGCAAUGCGUUGGUUUGCUAAUCCAUACCGGACGGCAGGACGCAUCAGUUACUGUCUGGACAUCAUCUUCUGGUUCGUCAGGGUGAUGGAUCUGCUAGCUGUCAAUCAGCAUGCUGGCCCUUACCUCACCAUGAUCACUAAAAUGACCAGUAACAUGUUCUUCAUAGUGGUGAUGAUGGCAAUAGUGCUGCUGAGCUUUGGUGUGUCCAGGAAGGCCAUCCUUUCACCAAAUGAGGAGCCGUCCUGGAGCCUAGCUCGAGACGUAGUCUUCCAGCCCUACUGGAUGAUCUUUGGAGAGGUCUAUGCAUCAGAGAUAUAUG